CUUGGGGAGGCCCGGCCUGUGGCCACAAAGGUGGGUUUGCGAGAAGGAGGUGGCCGGUUGAGGGGCUGAUGGCGGCGAGGCUGCUCCAGAAUGGAAGGCGGAGAAAGCAGUGCUGAACUUGUAAUUAACAAAAGGUUUGUCUCAGAAGCUGAGUUAGAAGAGCGCCGCAAGCGAAGACAGGAGGAAUGGGAGAAGGUUCGAAAGCCUGAAGAUCCCAAAGAAUGUCCCGAAGAAGUGUAUGACCCCCGGUCUCUCUAUGAAAGGCUUCAGGAACAGAAGGACAAGAAGCAGCAGGAGUUUGAAGAACAGUUCAAAUUCAAAAAUAUGGUCAGGGGCCUGGAUGAAGAUGAAUCCAAGUUCCUCGAUGAAGUUUCUCGGCAGCAAGCACUGAUAGAAAAGCAGCGUCACGAAGAAGAUCUCAAGGAGCUGAAUGAGUACCGGAGCACUUUGUCAAAAGUUGGGGUUAGUGCUGACUUGAAGAAGGAGACAGACAAGAAACUGUCAGUAAAAUCAGAAAACAAGAGCAAAUUCUCUCAGGCAAAGUUGUUGGCAGGAGCCGUGAAACACAGAAGUUCAGAAGGCACCAAUAGCGUAAAAAGAUUGAAACUGGACCCGGAUCCUGACCACGAUAAGGUUCCAGAAAAACCAUCUUGUGUUCCACUCAGCAGCAGCUCCAUGAGUGGUUCUGCAAUCCACUGCCCCUCAGCUGCUGUGUGCAUUGGCAUCCUGCCCGGUCUUGGGGCUUACUCAGGAAGCAGCGACUCCGAAUCCAGCUCAGACAGCGAGGGCACCAUCAAUUCGACGGGCAAAAUUGUCUCCUCUGUAUUCCGUGGCAGCAAUUUCUUCGACGCUCCGCUCUAGGCUUCUUCGCGGCUUCUUCGAGUUUCGCCCAGAACUUGUUUUCUUUUUCAUCCCAAUCAUUCCCUCAACCUCACCACUUUUUUCCCUGUCUCCCUUUUUUGGAUAACACCCGAAUAAUGUACUGCGGCAAUUUCCAUGGGUGUCUUGGUCUCCUCUUUCCCCCUGCCCCCAGCCUUCUCUCUAAGACCGUGCUUAGUUUGGGAGGGAGUCUAGCUAGGAAGAAGAUGGUUCAGGAAUACCCAUGGAGAAAUGCCUCGGUUGGAACAAAACACUUGGUCCCUUGGAGGGCAGUGACAAGGAGAGCCUUAAAAGUGAAAGGAGGGGGGACAAGUCACUUUUAGAAAUAUUCUUGGAAGAGAUAAGUGCCAAGAAAUGGUCCCCCUGUAGCUUUUAAGUGUCAUUAUAUAACUGACAAGGAUGGGAGAGAUGACAAAAUCACACAGGUCGUAAGAAGUGAAUUUUGAGAAGUGUAACCAAGUUUCCAUGUUGCAUUUUAUUAAAAAUAUCCUGAAGCAUUUUUUUUUUAAUCUUGGAUUUUGCCAUUCAUAAUUCUUCACUCAGUCCUUCCGCUGUGCUUUGCUAUCAUCUCUUGGACUCCCUGCUGGCUCUCCUCAGUGGUCAAAAUUCCUCAAGCAGUGGAAUUUUAAAGCGGACAGUUCUGGAAAAGCUUGGGCUUCCAUUCAAGGUUAUCAUGAUAUUUUUCCGUAAGAAUACUAAGGGGUUCUGAAUGAGUGGCUGGGUUUAGUUUGGGGAAUUACUGCAAAAAGUAACACUGAUAGUAGAUACAUAGCGGAGAAAUAACUUCAUAAUGCCCAGAAAUCUGGGAUGAGGCCAGUGAGCAGCCCGGAUGCUUUGGGAGACAUACAGCGUAUGUAGUUCAAGUUUAAUGCUUUGAUUGAUGUACAAAUGAAACUUUAAUGUUCGCACAGUUGAUAUUGUGAGCUCUGUUGAAGAAAAGCAAUUAAACACAUGGAUAUUGGACAGGCUUCCUUGAGAAACUAUGCUUGUCAUGGCUGAUUUGUUAGGGACCUUUUAGGAAGCACAUUCUGUUCUGCCAAUGGAGGUGUUUUCAGCACUGAAACGAAGCUAGAAGUUGGAGUAGUCCUAGAAAUAAUUAAGUGCAGGUAUUCCCAGGCUGUUUUAGGUCUCUGAGAACCUGGAGGGCGAAUGUAAAUUUGAUCUCCACUUCCGUCCUCUGCCUGUUGCUGUAAGGAUUGCGUUGAUCUUAAGGUCUGAGUGAUGGGCUGAGCUCAGCCUCCUUUUCCCAGCCAUCCGUAAAGAGGGUUGAGAAGGCUACAAAAGCUUAGAGGAAAGUCAGAUAGCGUUCAUAAGAUUUGGUGUUUAAAAAACAACCUCAAAAAUCCAAGAGGGAAGAAUCAGAGGAGGGGACUGCCUGUCUCCUACGUGCUGGACAUGUCUGAGAGGAGGAAGGUAGCCUUUAUUGGACUUGUGUGUGAGAGGGAGGGAGGGUUAUUUGGGUUGCAAUAGAAAUGGGGUAGAGGCAUGUUUUGGGGGGGAAAAAUCUUUUGGUGCCUGAACUGUUGGAAAAGUGCAGGGAGUUGUCAGGGUGUCCUGCUUAGAACGUGGACGGGAGGCCACCGGGAAAGCCUCAAGUAGACUGGACAGUUGAAAAAUGAUAUCCCAGAAGGUCACAAUGGCAAACUGCUUCUGUGCUGUUUCCGAGACAGCAAUACAGACAUGUUGAGCUCAACUUGAGAGUGUCUUUAUAAUAGGAUGUAGAGACCCUGUCCUGUACCACUCACUGCCUGUCACAGGCCGUGCAGUUCCCUCCAGGUGAAACAGGCUUCGAGGAGUCAGGUCAUUGCCAAUCUACACUUGGAGAGAGAAAGAUGCUUCCUUUCCUUUGCAGGAACUGUGACAAACCAGCCAGCCUCAGAUUUUGGGUUGCAAUCUCGCGUACGUUUUUACGACACCGUUGAUUGCAGUUGAACUUAGAAAGCGGUGAGCAGCUUCUUUGUGUACAGGAUUGCUAAUAAAUUUUUUGAUGUAUCUAGCCUCUUCUAGUCUUUAAAAAGGAAAAAAAAAAGCAUCUUAAGUACUUUUGUUUUUUUCCCCUAUAUCGUUUUUCAUGAAGAGUCAGUAACAUCCUUCUGAGCAGACGAUAAAACAACCCUUUGGAGCAAUGUUUCUCAAUCUCGGCAACUUGAAGAUGUCUGGACUUCAACUCCCAGAAUUCCCCAGCCAUCCAUCCAUCAGCUUUGGACAGAUAGGGCUGUAGCACGCUAGGCACGAAGAAACUGCUAACAGACAGAACUGUUGCUGUCAUGAAAAUGUGGUGGGGAAAAAUGUCAGCUUGACUUCGGGAACCAGGCACAAGCCUUGGUGGCAACUCUCAAAAAUGAUUUAAUUA
Python bivittatus (Burmese python) is the source of this 3232-nucleotide messenger RNA. The record is from RefSeq and is a predicted model, not a curated record. Lineage: Eukaryota; Metazoa; Chordata; Lepidosauria; Squamata; Pythonidae.